Oryzias latipes (Japanese medaka) is the source of this 4838-nucleotide messenger RNA. RefSeq names its product hydroxycarboxylic acid receptor 2-like. Lineage: Eukaryota; Metazoa; Chordata; Actinopteri; Beloniformes; Adrianichthyidae. Gene Ontology annotation, molecular function: G protein-coupled receptor activity. Gene Ontology annotation, biological process: G protein-coupled receptor signaling pathway. The record is from RefSeq and is a predicted model, not a curated record. Gene Ontology annotation, cellular component: membrane.
AGCUGUUUUGGUGCAGGAUAUAGCUCCAGGUUUUAUGUCAGAACAGAACCCUACCUCAGCUCUAAGUUCUGGUUCCCCUAACAGACUUGGGGGGUCAUGGUCCAGGCCUCUGGGCGCCAGCAUUCUGCUGGUGACCUGGAUCAGGUGUGUUUUCUCCAUAAGGUUAGAUGAGAUGAAGCACAGUGGAGUUUAACACGUAUGUCGUGGGACUGGAUGCUCAGAAGUGUGAUGGACAUCAGAUCUACCUGCCAAUCAUACCGGUUUUCCAGCUUGGUUAUGACUCAGCUCCUCACGACUGCUGGUUACUCACUUUAUACAAAUAAAGACAAUUUAUUUAGGAAUCUGCUCUGCUUCUUUCUCUGCCAAAGUGUUAAGGCUGCUUCCAGCCCAACAUACAUUCAUCACUUUCUGCAGACGAGUCUGAGUGGCGUGACUUUCAUCUGCAGGUCUGCAGAGCCGUGAAAGAGCGAGCAGACGGGCGGAACAGACGUGAAGCUGCUGCAGAUAAAGAUCUCAGAUGUUCCGUCGCUGAAAACGUUUCCUGGACGCCAUCAGAAGAGGCCUUUAAAUCGGGAGCUUCACGAAAAUACAUAAAUGAGUGAAAAAGGGCGGGAAAAGGGAUUCAAUGAGAUAGAAGAAGAGAAAUGUUUAGAAAUGAGGAAAGAGAAGGGAAACUUGAAAUCAUUUAGUACCUCAUAGGGCGGUUAAGGCUAUGAUAAAGUCAUGCAGGUAGAGAGGUGGCCAGGUUACUGGGGGGUUGGGGGGGAACUUAUUUACCUUAAGUCUUAUCUUCUCAGAAAGUGACAGGAAUUAGUCUGAGCCGAGAACAUUGGAAUAUGUUCUGCAUCAUGUGAUUUACAAGGAUUUUCAGAGUCACGAUUUCUUUUGACUGGAUUCAGUCAAAGUUUGGUGUAAACUCCACUUCCUGUUGUUGUCCUUGGAGAAACACAAAGGAUCUGAUUGCAGCACAGCUGAUCGGCGUCAUUUGUUCAGCAGACAGAGAUCAACACGAGCAGAUGCUGAGCGAGGGUUCAGUACAGUUCAAACACCGCUUCAAACACGUUAAACGAAUGUGAGAUUCAACAUUAAAAGGAUCAAAAAUGCUGAGGGAGCUGAAAACAAACAGACUAUAAAACCCAAACAGCUGUAGAUCAGUCCAAACGUACAAAAAAAAACAUUUCCAACCUAUAAAACUCUGGAUCAAAAUACAAACGGCACACAGGAAAAUUAGGCUUUCCUGUCCUGAAAGAAAGAAAGAAAUUAGCAUGGUAUUUAGCUUUGAGUUGUGGCAGACAGCGCCCCCUGAGGGCAGGAGGGAGAAUGCACCUCUUAGGAGACACGCUUAGAUUUGUUCUCCAAUUUAAAACAGCUGUUUUUUUGGGUCAGAAACUUCCUGUUUGUAAGAAGUAGACCGCUGAAUCAGCAGAUGAUGAAAAGGUUUGCAAGCGACAAAGAAGAGAAAAAAAAAUCCCCAAAACUCAAGAGCGUAGAUUAAUUUUUUACAUAAAGUGUUGUUCCUUUGAUGAGUGUGGAUGUUCAGAUACAGUUUUUGGGGAGCAACAAAAGAAUUUUAGUACAAUUAUUAGGAUAAUUUGAGUUUUUAGCAGCAUUUGAUGGAAAAGCUGCAACUAUUUUAAAUGUUUGAAUUAAAAGCUUCAGAAUAAGCAGAUAACACAUCUGCUUCAUGUCGGGGGGUGGGGCUCAUCUCUGCCUACAGAGUGGAGGUGGAACGGCUGUCAACAUGGUGUUCAACCAACAACCUCCUCCUCAACACAUCAAAGAAAUGAUCAUAGACCACAGGAGGAAGAAUACGGACACACUGCCACUCUUCGUCAGUGGGGGCUGCGUGGAGAGGGGGGCAGACUCCCGCCUCCUGGGGGUCCACAUGGGGGAGAGCCUGACCUGGAGUACGAAUUCCUGAGGUUCAGGAAGAGUAACAUCCCCCAAAGACUGCUGGUGACCUUCCACCGUACCACUGUGGAACGUGGACUAACAUACAUCCUUAAUGCUCUGGUUUCUAACACAUAUGAAGCACUUUUUCUGUAUAAUUUUGAAUAGUAAGUUGUUUUUAAGGCAUGAAUGUUGCACUGACCAGGAGGCACUUUUAAUUUCAUCUGUCUACGAUUUGCAUAAAAAACAUUUACUGCACAUGCUGUAACGUUAGCCUCACUAAUGUAAAACAUAUUUGCAACAGCAUCACGUUUCACACGGGUUCAAAAACGGCCACUUUUAAGGUAAGCUGAGCUCAUCUAGCAUGUUUUACGCUGCUUUGACGUCAUGCUCCGCCUGCACACCAGACCCAGGAUUUCCCUCAACAGCCUAAAGACUUCAGGGACCAUGAACGUUCUUUAAAUGUCCUCAGACUGAGAAGACUUCUGCACUCAAAAGAACCAAUAGGCAGGGAUUUGAUGAGAUUUGAGGUCAAUCCAGAUUUAACCUUUUAUUUGUUCAUAAUGCAAACGUCCUCAUAUUUAUUAAAUAACAAACUGCAUCCACUGCAGCCUGAUAGACAUUUCAUUUGGUUGACUUUACCAUCUUUCACCGUCAAGACAAUUUUUGUAAGUCAAACUAAAAAAAACUGUGAACUUGAAUCUUUUUAUUUCAAAUUCUGUGUGUUUUUAAACUAAAUAUGAGGUUAUGAGGUCAUGAAAUGCCUCCUUCUAAUAAAAUAGUGCUGUAACUCAUAACUGGUUAUGUGAACCUUUGCAAACUUCACUUCAGGGUUUGUGGCGGCCGGUCUUUAGGGACAGGAUGAGGACAUUAACCUUAACAAGCUGGAAGGUGAUGCUUGUGUUCCAACAUCAAAGGUCAUCCAGGUUUUUAAUGUUUAAAGCAGCCCAGAAUUGGGUUUUAGUUGUCAGCUAGGCAUAAAAUGUAACAAAAGAUCAAAAGCAGGGUCCUGUUUACGUUCACACAGAUGUCAGUCAAAAACAGUUUCCUACAUUUGCAUAACCAGAUUCAAUUGGUGGAGGGGUGGAAAAGCUGCUGGUGACUCAGCUCUUCAGGACAGGACAGGUGCAGCGGGGAUAAGACCGAGCAGAGAGGAGCCGUCACUUCCAGACAGAACUUUACCAGAACCGGACUCUAAUUUCUGGGUCUACAGGAGGAUGUUGAUGCUGAAAACGAGGUGAAACCAAAAGCGCUGAGGAAACUUGUCUGACUGGAUUUCUACUUUUUUUAAGGUAAAACAAAAGAAUCCGGACCGGCUUCUGGACGCGGUUUUGAUGCUAAAAUGUGUUUUUUAUAAGGUCCCUGAAAAUGGAAAACAACCUGAGUAUCUCUGAUGAUCAUCAGGAUAAGGACUGCGACGCCACACACCAGGAAAUCUACAAGUUCUUUGCAGGUGUGAUGAUCCUGAUCUUCAUCUUGGCUCUGCCUCUGAACGGAUCUGUCCUCCACCUUUUCAUAUUCAAGCUCAAGUUCUGGAAAUCAAACACCAACAACGUCUUCCUCUUCAACCUGGUGCUGGCCGACAUGCUGCUGCUUUUCUGUCUGCCUAUCAAGUCCUACAACUUCAUAAUGGGGGAGAGGAGGAGCGGGAACGAUGUGACGUGCAAAGCAAUGCUCUUCAUGUUCCUUCUGAACCGGGGCGCCAGCAUCGCCUUCCUCGCCGUCACCUCCAUCGACCGCUACUUUAACGUGGUGCACCCUGGACGGAAGAACCUCCUGAGGGCGCUCAAGAGGUCUCCCCAGAUUUCAGUCCUCAUCUGGCUUUUGCUCCUCCCCCUCACUAUUCCGCCCAUGAUGAAGACCUUUCAGUGCUGCAAAAGCCUGAAGAAUCACGGUGAAAAUGGCACCACAACGAAGGACGUGGUGGACAGCCUCACCGAGGUGGUCUUCUUCACCCAGAUCCUCAUCCCUUUCUCCAUCCUGGUCUACUGCACCGCCCGCAUCGUGAACCGGCUCAGGAGAAAGACGGUUGGGGACAGGACCAAGCUGAAGAGAGCCGUGAUCCUGGUGACCACCGUCAUGGUGGUCUUCUCCCUCUGCUUCCUGCCCUGCACCAUCGCCCGGAUGAUUCUGCUGAUAGUUCGGGUCCAGGACAUGAGCCAGCAGAUCCAGGACCAAGCAGAUGUGGUCUUUGACGGCCUCCUGGUCCUGUCCUACAUGGACUGUCUGCUGGAUCCGCUGGUCUACUGCUUCUCCAGCACCAAGUUCAAGGCUCUGUACCUCUCCACGUAUUUCCCGUUUUUAGUCCAAACGGCAGUGAGGCGAGCAGACGGCUCCAUGAGAAAAUCAGCUCAACCUUUAUCCUGCAAAAGGGAUUCAGUGGUGCUGGACAGCUGAUCUUCAGACGGACCUUCAGGUGGAAACUUCAGGAGGGAUGGAAACCUGGACCUCUCCAGCGCUGAUGAUAAGUUCUGCAGGACUCUGAGGGACCUUUAGAUAAAGUCGGAUGAGUGUUGACGUGUUCUGACGACCCAACCCUUAUGGACAGGAAAUAACCAUAACUACACAUCCAUCAGAUGUCCAACCAUCAGAAGGAAUGGACAGGUCUAUGCUGCUGAUUCUGCUCAGGUCACUGUUCCUCAUCAACAUGUCCCCAUGUUGGUCAUCGGAGGCUGUUUCUGGACAUCCUUCUUUAUUUAUAGACAAACACAGGAGCGUUCUGAUGGGGCGGCGUGCCGCUUCACCGUGGAAAUGUCUCUGCUGAGAAACCCAACGCAGGACAGGAAAAAUGUGUGUUUUCAUGGGAUAUCUGUAAACCAGUCUAACAUUUUUGGAUGUGAAUCUUCUUGACAUGUCUGUUACUAAACAGAAGUCAGAUUGUUUGAUAUAUAAUGUGAUUUAAUUGAUGUUUACUGGAAGUAACAGUAGAUUAAAGUACAUGGAAGAAA